AUGCCUCAAGUUUACAGUUACCAAGAAGUCGCCGAACACAACGGUCCAGAAAACUGCUGGAUCAUCAUCGAUGACAAAGUUUACGACGUUUCUCAAUUCAAAGACGAACAUCCAGGUGGUGACGAGAUUAUAAUGGAUUUGGGUGGUCAGGACGCUACAGAUAGUUUUGUUGAUAUUGGUCAUUCUGAUGAAGCUUUGAAACUACUGAAAACUUUAUACAUUGGUGACGUCGACAAAACCAGUGAGCCUGUUGUUGUAAAGAAGGCUGUUACCUCUGAAAGUCAAAGUCAAGGUAGCGCUACAUUGGUCAUGAUUUUGGCCGUUGUAAUGCUAGGUGUUGCUUAUUAUUUGUUGAACGAAUAA
Saccharomyces eubayanus is the source of this 363-nucleotide messenger RNA. It is a transcript of the gene CYB5, whose product is annotated as Cyb5p. The record is from RefSeq and is a predicted model, not a curated record. Gene Ontology annotation, biological process: sterol biosynthetic process. The transcript has a single exon. The coding region runs from base 1 to 363 and encodes 120 amino acids. Gene Ontology annotation, molecular function: heme binding. NCBI's taxonomy places the organism in Eukaryota, Fungi, Ascomycota, Saccharomycetes, Saccharomycetales, Saccharomycetaceae. Gene Ontology annotation, cellular component: intracellular membrane-bounded organelle; endoplasmic reticulum membrane.